CCUGGGAGGCCAGGGGACUGCGAGCGGGGCCUGCGGAGCAGAGAGUGCAGAAGCAAGAGCAUCAGGUUGGCCGGCUGACAGCUCCAAGUGGGACCAGAAGACAUUCCCAACUCAGGGAGACGGAGCUGUUGCUCACUUGCUGUACAAAAUGAUAUUCCUCACGGCGCUGCCUCUGUUUUGGAUCAUGAUUUCAGCCUCUCGCGGGGGUCACUGGGGGGCCUGGAUGCCCUCGUCUAUCUCGGCCUUCGAGGGCACGUGUGUCUCCAUCCCCUGCCGCUUCGACUUCCCCGACGAGCUGCGGCCGGCCGUUGUGCACGGCGUCUGGUACUUCAAUAGCCCCUACCCGAAAAACUACCCGCCAGUGGUCUUCAAGUCACGCACCCAAGUCGUCCACGAGAGCUUCCAGGGCCGCAGCCGCCUCCUGGGGGACCUGGGCCUGCGCAACUGCACCCUCUUGCUCAGCAACCUCAGCCCCGAGCUGGGCGGCAAGUACUACUUCCGCGGGGACCUGGGGGGCUACAACCAGUACACCUUCUCCGAGCACAGCGUCCUGGACAUCAUCAACACCCCCAACAUCAUGGUCCCCCCAGAGGUGGUGGCAGGCACAGAAGUGGAGGUCAGCUGCACGGUGCCUGACAACUGCCCCGAGCUGCACCCAGAGCUGAGCUGGCGGGGCCACGAGGGGCUCGGGGAGCCGGCUGUGCUGGGGCGGCUCCGCGAGGACGAGGGCACCUGGGUGCAGGUGUCGCUGCUGCACUUCGUGCCCACCAGGGAGGCCAACGGCUACCGGCUGGGCUGCCAGGCCUCCUUCCCCAACACCACUCUGCAGUUCGAGGGCUACGCCAGCCUGGACGUCAAGUACCCCCCGGUGAUUGUGGAGAUGAACUCCUCGGUGGAGGCCAUUGAGGGCUCCCACGUCAGCCUGCUCUGUGGGGCCGACAGCAACCCGCCGCCGCUGCUGACCUGGAUGCGGGACGGCACGGUGCUCCGGGAGGCGGUGACCGAGAGCCUGUCCCUGGAGCUGGACGAGGUGACGCCCGCGGAGGACGGCGUCUACGCCUGCCUGGCCGAGAACGCUUACGGCCAGGACAACCGCACCGUGGGGCUCAGCGUCAUGUAUGCACCCUGGAAGCCGACGGUGAACGGGACAGUGGUGGCCGUGGAGGGGGAGACAGUCUCCAUCUUGUGCUCCACACAGAGCAACCCGGAUCCUAUCCUUACCAUCUUCAAGGAGAAGCAGAUUCUGGCCACGGUCAUCUAUGAGAGCGAGCUGCAGCUGGAGCUCCCUGCCGUCAUGCCUGAGGAUGAUGGAGAGUACUGGUGCGUGGCCGAGAACCAGUACGGUCAGAGGGCCACCGCCUUCAACCUAUCCGUGGAGUUUGCCCCCGUGAUCCUCCUGGAGUCCCACUGUGCGGCGGCCCGUGACACGGUGCAGUGCCUGUGCGUGGUAAAAGCCAACCCAGAGCCGUCCGUGGCCUUCGAGCUGCCCUCGCGUAACGUGACCGUGAAUGAGACGGAGCGCGAGUUCGUGUACUCGGAGCGCAACGGCCUCCUGCUCACCAGUAUCCUCACGCUGCGGGGCCAGGCCCAGGCCCCACCCCGGGUCACCUGCUCCUCCCACAACCUCUAUGGCACCAAGAGCCUGGAGCUGCCCUUCCAGGGAACCCAUCGCCUGAUGUGGGCCAAGAUCGGGCCUGUGGGAGCAGUGGUUGCUUUUGCCAUCCUAAUUGCCAUCGUCUGCUACAUCACCCAGACGCGCAGAAAAAAGAACGUGACAGAGAGCCCCAGCUUCUCAGCGGGGGACGACCCCCCCGUCCUGUUCAGCAGUGACUUCCGCAUCUCUGGGGUGCCGGAGAAAUAUGAGAGUGAGAGGCGCCUGGGAUCUGAGAGGAGGCUGCUGGGCCUUCGGGGGGAACCCCCAGAGCUGGACCUGAGCUAUUCUCACUCGGACCUGGGGAAACGACCCACCAAGGACAGCUACACCCUGACGGAGGAGCUAGCCGAGUAUGCUGAAAUCCGCGUCAAGUGAGGGAGCCGGGGGCAGCCCAGAUGGCCACCACCCCUUCAGGACCCUCACUGGCCCCCACUGGCUGUGGGCUCCCUUCCUCCCCAAAGUAGCGGGGGCUGGGGCAGGAAAGGGACGGGGCAGGUGACAGCGAGGUCCUGGGGGCCUGGCCUCCCCCUCCUUCCCAGCUGCCCCCGCCCUGCCAGCACCCCAGCUCCGCAUUGUGGCUCCCCUGUAACCUCCUUUAACCUCAUCUGUCUGGAGGGGAGCACGUCUGUCCGUGUUAUUUAUUGCUACCCCUUCCUGGUCUCUUGUCCCCAUACCUGGCCCCAGGGCCUGUCUGGAGGGACAUGAAAUAAAUGCCCUGAAGCCAAA
Balaenoptera musculus (blue whale) is the source of this 2380-nucleotide messenger RNA. RefSeq names its product myelin associated glycoprotein (gene MAG). The coding region runs from base 149 to 2029 and encodes 626 amino acids. The transcript has 11 exons. Lineage: Eukaryota; Metazoa; Chordata; Mammalia; Artiodactyla; Balaenopteridae. The record is from RefSeq and is a predicted model, not a curated record.